This is a messenger RNA of Vavraia culicis subsp. floridensis, 825 nucleotides long. Its product is annotated as CMGC/CDK/CDK5 protein kinase. Lineage: Eukaryota; Fungi; Microsporidia; Pleistophoridae. Gene Ontology annotation, biological process: protein phosphorylation; signal transduction; regulation of G2/M transition of mitotic cell cycle. The transcript has a single exon. Gene Ontology annotation, cellular component: cytoplasm; cyclin-dependent protein kinase holoenzyme complex; nucleus. The record is from RefSeq and is a predicted model, not a curated record. Gene Ontology annotation, molecular function: cyclin-dependent protein serine/threonine kinase activity; ATP binding; cyclin binding. The coding region runs from base 18 to 794 and encodes 258 amino acids.
UUUAGAACCGCCCUUUCAUGGUCACGUACAUACAAAAACGGUUUCUCGGCUCUGGCACCUAUUCAAAAGUAUACGAAGCCGUCGACCAGAACAAUAAUCGGUUCGCAUUAAAAAAGAUACGUCUAUUCGAAGAGGAAGGGACACCCAGUACGGCCUUGCGCGAGAUAUCCAUUCUAAAAACCUUACAUCAUCCAAAUAUUAUCAUUUUGGUGGAGGUGGUGCACACGCCCAGUUUUUUAACGCUAGUUUUUGAGUACAUGGAUUUUGAUCUGAACGCAUUUAUAACUCACUAUGGCUUUUCUAUGGAUCUCUUCGAACAGGUUGUCAAAGGUGUAUCGUAUAUACAUGCUAUGAAGGUCGUGCACAGAGAUUUAAAACCACAAAACAUUCUAGUUAACUCAAAAAGACAGGUAAAAAUUGCAGAUUUUGGUCUUGCGCGUUCACUUGCCGUAACUAUUCCGGUUUUAUCGUCUGAGGUUGUCACGCUGUGGUACCGCUCGCCAGAGCUUCUCUCUAACAUGCAGGAUUACAACUAUUUCGUGGAUAUGUGGAGUGUUGGCUGUAUACUCUUUGAAAUGCUGACGGGAUGCGUGUUAUUCAAAGGGAAUAGUUCAAAUGAGCAGCUGGCCAUCAUUCACAAUGCAGUUGGUCAUAGAAAGCGCUUUUUUGAGUACCUUAUUGAUGUGUUGGGCACUGGUAACGCAUUCUAUGUCGAGAUUAUCAUGGGAUGCUUAGAUAUGAAUGUGAAUCAGAGACUGAGUGCAUACGAAAUUGAAAUAAUGUUAGGAAUUUAAACCUGAGAAUGUAAAUAAAAUAUAAUAACCA